Condylura cristata (star-nosed mole) is the source of this 270-nucleotide messenger RNA. It is a transcript of the gene IAPP, whose product is annotated as islet amyloid polypeptide. The transcript is spliced from 2 exons. NCBI's taxonomy places the organism in Eukaryota, Metazoa, Chordata, Mammalia, Eulipotyphla, Talpidae. Gene Ontology annotation, molecular function: hormone activity. The record is from RefSeq and is a predicted model, not a curated record. Gene Ontology annotation, cellular component: extracellular region. Bases 1 to 270 code for a protein of 89 amino acids.
AUGUGCAUCCUGAAGCUGUCAGUUCUACUCAUUGUGCUUGCCCUGGCAUUAAAUCAUCUGGAAGCUAUGCCUAUGGAAAGUCACCAGAUGGAAAAACGGAAGUGCAACACGGCCACAUGUGCCAUUCAACGCUUGGCAAACUUCUUAAUUCAUUUCAGCAACAGUUUUGGUGACGCUUCCUCACCUACCAACGUGGGACCCAACACGUACGGCAAGCGGAACACAGCUGAGGUCUUAAACAGAGAACCCCUGACUGAUUUUCCCCUGUAG